GUGUAUGUGCUGUCCUGUCGGACUCCUUUCUUCUGUCCAGCACGGCACGGCUCGGCCCAGCGUCACUGGCACAUACGUUCCAGAAUAAGAAAGGGGGAGGGAGUGACAGCGAGCUGCGUCCGCGCUGCUGCUGCUGCUGCUGCUGUGCACGAAACAAACCAUCCUCCCGGCAGCGUUUCUCCUCCGGUCCCGUUGGAUUUACUGAGGCGACUUCUGCAGCUGCAGAGAGGAGAAGCACAGCUGGCGGAGCCUCUGCAGCGGGAAGGUCAGGAGAGGAGGACGGAGGGAGGCAGGGAGGCAGCGCGACCCCCGGUCCGAGCACCCCGGGACCCCGCCCGGCCGCAGCUUUCCCCCCCGCUGCGCUGGAGCUCCGUGACAGCUCAGUGUCAGCUGUAGUCAGAGAUGCCCAAGACGGAGGCCGGGGGAGACCCAUGUGGUGAAGAGUGAAUUAAAACAGGAUAAAGAAGCAGAAGAGAUCAGAAAAAGGAGGCCUCGGCGAUGUGAGGAGGGAAGGACUUGAGGCCGGACAGAAACCAGAAGUGUAACAAGGAGGGGUAAUAACGUCCUGCAGGAAGACAGAGAAAGACGCUGGACUGAACGUGAGAGAGAGAACUCAGGCAGGACAAAAGAACCCUCUUGAAAAGGUAGGAAGGGACAAAGAGGGGGAGAAGAAACACAUCUGGAUGGUCUCCACAGGGACGGCCAACCGGUUACCGCCCCUCCGAAGAUGGCCUCCAACUUCAACGACAUCGUCAAGCAGGGCUACGUACGCAUGCGCAGCCGCAAGCUGGGGAUCUAUCGGCGUUGCUGGCUGGUUUUCAAGAAGUCGUCCAGUAAAGGACCUCGUCGUCUGGAGAAAUAUCCUGAUGAGAAGUCUGCCUUCAUCAGAGCCAGUCCUAAGGUGACAGAAAUCAGCAAUGUCAAGAAUAUCACGCGGUUGCCCCGGGAUACCAAGCGGCAGGCGGUGGCCAUCGUCUUCACGGAUGAUACCUCGCGCACAUUCACCUGUGAAUCAGAGCUGGAGGCAGAGGACUGGUUUAAGACGCUGUCGAUCGAGUGUCUGGGCACACGGCUCAAUGACAUCAGUAUGGGCGAGCCUGACCUUCUGGCUGCUGGAGUGCAGUGUGAACAUACAGAGCGCUUCAACGUGUUCCUCCUUCCCUGUCCCAACCUGGACAUCUACGGGGAGUGCAUGAUGCAGAUCACCCACGAGAACAUUUACCUGUGGGACAUCCACAAUCCUCGCACCAAGCUGGUGACGUGGCCUCUCUGCUCCCUGCGGCGCUACGGACGCGACGCCACGCGCUUCACCUUUGAGGCCGGACGGAUGUGUGACAGCGGCGAAGGCCUCUACACCUUCCAGACCAGAGAGGGAGAGCAGAUCUACCAGAGGGUUCACGCCUCAACACUGGCCAUAGCAGAGCAGCACAAGAAGGUCCUGCUGGAGAUGGAGAAAAGCAGCAGGUUGAUGUCUUUAGGUUCAGAGUCUGGCUCCUACCCCUGCACUCCCACUGCCAUCCUGCCCCGAUCCGCCUACUGGCACCACAUCACUGGAAACCAGACCGGCAUGGAUUCUGGCGGCGGUAAUAUGUCUGACGACGACCUACUGUCCACCCGCCUCCCUCCGGACCGUCAUUCCACCCUGCCACUGUCAAACACGCUAACACGGUCCCAACCCCACAUACACACACACUCCCCAACACACUAUCCCACCUACCCUAGACAGUGACACACACACACAGGAGAAGAAGAUGUGGACAUUGACAUAAAGACUGACACUUUCCCACAUGCAUGCAGGCACACAGUUCACUCUCUCCCCUCUUAUGAGUUGCACCGCCCUCACAGGAGACCAGGUGGGUGAGACUUACACUGGCACCGUCCGGGGACGGGCAGAAACUAAAAAAACUUGACUCUGCAAAAGACUGAAAGAAGAUUGGGAAUCCUCAUAUGGCUGCAUCUACCCACAAGUCAACAGCAGUCAGGAUAGUCUGACGUUUUUGCACACUCGGAGGCAACAAGUUGUCGACCUAAAUUCAAACUUUUUUUCCACCUGUUAUCACCUGUCGAAGGAGGAGGGAGGAAAUGACACAUUUUUAGUUCUUUUCCUUUUGUUUUCAUGAAGUGUGAAUACGGUGGGACCAGAAAGGCCGGCUCCUGAAACAGCUUCUCACCUUCAUAGUGACACAAGAUUCAACUGUCUGACGUGGAAUUAAUGUCAAUAAGGUUUGGUAUGUUAUGUUGAAACAGAGUAUAUGUGGGACUGCAUGGUACCUUAAUAGCACCACACUUGUAUGAAGGACACUUUAGUGUAUAUCCACCACUGGAUCAAUGCCUUUGAUUUCUGAUGUUGUAUUACAGUAACUGGAUCUGUUCCCUGAGCUGAGGCUCCACACCACUCUGACCUGUGAAUCAAGCUGUGAUAUUUGAACUGACUCCUCUAACUAAAGUGAAUAUUAAGAAAGAGUUCAGACUUUCCCUGAAAUGUGUCCUCUGAUACCGUCUUGUGCACACAUCCUUCUGAAGCGCUGUACAUGCACAAUCUGUGACUCCAUCGAAGGUCUCAAAGUUAAAGAGGGGCUUACAAUGAAGAGGGCAACAUUCACCGAUUUGUAAAAGCCCAAACAACAUGACAACAUGUUUUUAUUUAAUUGAAAUGAAUCACUAUUAUUCAGUGACUUUUCACGAGAUAAACCCUUUUCCUGAGGGGUUUCUGUCUUACUAUUCUCAACCAACACAAUGUUACAUUUUCACUUAACUAAAAGAAAAGAAAGGGAAAUAAUAGGCAUGCACAGAGUCCCAGAAGGGCAGGGUGGAGUGAAAAGGGCGUCUCCUCCCCACAAGGGUUAGGCUUUCCACCCGCCGUAAUGUUUAAUGUGCUCUAAUAUAUUUGAUCCCACAGGAUACACCAGAGCAGCACCUAUAACAGGUGUCUUUGGGCUAACACAGAGGGUUUUUUGAAACAACAAUAUGACAGAUCACUUUGUUUGUUUGACUGAGGGGCACAUAUCCUAUGAUGUGACCAAAGGAAGAAAAAAGGGAACCAUGGAAGUGUUGUAACCAGUAAGAUAGUUGAUGGUGUCAGAGUCUGCUACGAGGAUUACUUCAGCUUCACAUUUGUGGCCUACUUUAGAUCAUUUUUUUAACAUCUAUUCAGUGAAGGUAGUCUUUGGGUGUAAGACCAUCGCCAGGAUAAGGGACAUUAGCGACAGAGUGAGUUACUUUGUGCGUCUUUUUACAGGCUAAAGGGCUAAAAUCCUAUUUAAUACAACUUGUUGUCAUUUUCAGAGUUUUGAGCAUCGUUUCUAAAAGUGACUUUAAAAUUGUACUAAGUUAGAUAAUUAGAUCUGCUGAACAAAGCAACAUCGCUCAUAAUAAGACACACACAGUGCCGAACAAAGGGCGCUGUAAGUCAGACUUUUAAAUGAGACGGCAGGGCGUGCAGGCUGAGAGAUCAAUUAACGCAGCCCUAAUGUUAGCUAGCAGGAUUGCAGACUCCACGCGGUGAAAACAGAAGGCACACAGCUGCAGAUAAACAGCACAUUGUGGACUCUGCUGGAAAUUGUCACGCAGGAAGAUAGUUUAAACCUCCUAUCUCUCUGGGACACCUUCCAAAACAGACUGCAUCUUAUGUAACUGUGCAACUUAUUCUCCAGAUUUUACAGUCUUGUUAUUAAAAGUUUGCGACUGCUGUGGUGAACAGACAAAAGAACUAACACACAUAUCUAUUUGUACUACUUCUACACAUCCCAGAAAAAUGGGUGAAUAAAAGUCAAGACAGAUUUUUUUAGCUGAUGGUUUCAAUUGUGCCUGAUUUAAGGGCCAAAGAGGAAAAGAGACAGAUUUUUACUGCACAGACUUUGAAAAAUCUAGCUCAAGUUGCAGCUCCGUCGUAGCUCACCUGUUCUGAACCUCCCAAAAAAUGUAACCACGAGCCCCAUGUUCUACGCCUCAGCUUGAAGCAGCAUUCAAACUAAAUGGGACUUUGCACUUGGUUCUAGUUGUGAGCUAGUUUUUUGCGAGUUUGCCCGCUGAAAUAAGAUUGGCCAUUUCAUCUCAGACUACAAUCAGAAACCAAUGUGCUUCAGUCAAAUCCAAAUACUUUUUUUUUCCUCAUAAACCUGUCUGAUCAUGUAAAUGCAAAGUGUUUGUGAAAUCAUUAAAUAAUAUAUUCAAAGCAGAAUGAGAGACAGAAAGUUGUAAGAAACAGAAUUAUCCCUCGGUCACAGAUGGGGUGCAGCAUGUCAGCAUUUAUAAAGGAAAGUCUUCCCAUAGAUGCCGUAUUUAGCAACUUGGUUGCAUCACGAUCAGUGAAGCUGGUCUACAUCAGAGUCUUAUAUGAGUGAGAUAUAUCUGCCUACAUUUUGUUGUUGCACUCAAGCGUAAAUGAUUCUUUUUUUUUUUUUUGCUAAUCUUCACAAAGUUUCCUCCUACCUAUCCUUCUGCCCCUCACUGAUCUGAUCAAUCCAAAGCUGUCAUUUUGCCCACAGACAGAGGAUGUCAAAGGUGGGAAAAAAACAGAUGGCCCUGUAUGCUUUCUAUUAAACAGCGUUGCAGGCUUCGCCUUACCUUCUGUUCCACUUCCUCUUACUGAGAGCUUUUCAUUUUGUUGAGCUGGAGGAGUUAAGCCGGAUCAUGUUAUUCUCACCUGUGAGCUCAUAUGGGAGUUCUUCCUUUGUUUUUGUUUUUAAUCUGUCAUUGGGGUUAAAGACUGUGUCAGAGAGUCUUCAUAAAGUUACCUUUGCAAUGUGACGUCUGGGAUCACCGACCACCCUUACACAAACCUAAAAGCCUUGUGCCUGGCUUGUGUCUGGAUCUGAUUAAGCUUGAUUAUUGCCGCCUGGAAUUCUUGUACACCUUACUUUUAUGGUUUUCUAAGUCGUUUUGACAUGACAGGGCUAAGCAUCUAGUGUUUUGUUUACAUGAUGUAUGUUAUGUGUUAUAUGUAGAAGUGCUCAGUCAACUGCCAUACUGUGUAUUUUUGAUUUUCAGACCUCUUGUACAUAUUGCUAUUUAUUUCAAAAUUAAAUGUGUGAGUCUGUGUGUGUGUGUGUGUGUGUGUGUGUGUGUGUGUGUGUGUGCGUGUGCGUGUGUGCAUGCAUGCGUGUGUGUUAACCAAGGCAUAUUAACACGUGUGUUCCCAUGAGAGGCAGUCACAAUGAUUUUGUAUCUUGUAAUGCUGAUUCAGAGCCUGUGUACUUUUAGGGCCUUAUUUGCGCUGGCAUCCCCCCUCAGUUUCAGAGCGCUUCUCACCGGUGCUUAUUGUUGCGAGGUUACGAAAUGUAAUGUCUAAUUCCCUUGGUAGUAGUGGCCGUUAGGUCUGUUUUAAAGAGCUCUGUGUGCUUAAUAUUUUCCUUUAUUUAAGGAAAAGUCACAGUAAAAAGGUUUUAAUUAAAGGAAUGAUGUCCUGUCAUAAACAGCGGCUUUAAACCUGAAAACUGUACCUUCAAAAGACGAGUCAGACUAGUUUCUCCUCCGCCAUUGUUGUUGACAAAGCUGAUAUCAGAUGUCCCGCCCCUUCUUGAUUUAUAUUAACCGGUGAGGAAGAAGUGACAUUGUUGAGCGCGCCGCUGUUCCAAAAGUUGAGCUGUUUAAAUUAUGAGCGUUAUGGUGCUGAGCGCUGAAAACGCUGAACAUCGGUUUUGUAUUGAAAAUGGGUACUGCCGGUGUAAAAAAACUGCCAGUGUGGACAGAGGUCAUCAUCAGAUGAUAGUCCAUGCACACUUUGUCAUCAUUGUUUUCACACGUUAAUCACCACCUGAAUGAACGGCAACAAGAACACUCAAUCAUUUCUUUUACACCAUCCACUCACACGCAUGCUAAUCCUUUAGGUUUUUUGAUUAAUCAUCCCUGUUCAUCCCAUAGACUGUAGAAAGAAUGGACAGGGAUCACCUUACCUCAGGUGAAGCCAAAUAACUUAGAGCUCCUCCUGCUGAAGGAACUUCUGGUGGCUGCAGCGCGUGCAGCAGAAACGGUUUGAGAAAACAUAAUGAAACCCCAACACAACCUCGAGCGUCUGUUUAAAAUGCACACAAUAAUCUGUUCUGCUGUGGGCUGCACCUGCCGAAGGGAUUUUUUUUCCAUUUUAUUGGUACGUUAAAUGUGUGUUUUUCAUUAGCAGAAGCGGCAUACAGUAACAUGAAUGCCAAGGCUUCCAGAUUGUCCCUCUGGUUGCGAAGCCAAAAAAUGUCAGCGCUCGUUACGGGGAUAUUUCGGUUGUUCGAUGGGAAGAGGCUGAGUUAGCUGUCCAGUUGUACAAACAGUCUAUGGGUCAUCCCUCUUGAUGCGUCCGUUUUUGAUUGAUAUAUAUAUAUAUUUAUUUAUAUAUUUAUAUAUUAGGGCCUGACCGAUAUGGGAUUUUGAUUUUUGGGGCCUAUGCCGAUACCAAUAUAAGAAAUAGAAAAAAAUCUGAUGUCGAUAUAUUGGCCGAUGUCUGUCUUGUAUCUAUCAUCAAUCUGUAGAGAUUCAUAGAUAUAGAUAAAGAUAAAAUAUUUCCACUGUGGAAAAGAUGAAGACAACAUGGUCAGAGUGAUGAUGCUUGUUGUAAUCUGUAUAAGCGCACUCUGCUGUUGACAGCCAGAAAGAGAAAUGCUACUGAAAUACAAUGAUGCUCAAAUAAAAUGAUGUUUGACUGGCGUAUAAAUGUAGUCAUAUCGACGCAUAUCUGCGAUAAAAUUAGCCGAAAGGAAAGUCACUUGAUAAGCCAAUAUUAUCGGCUGGCAGAUUAAUCGGUCGGGCUCUAAAAUAUAUAUUUAUUUAUCUGAACUUUUGACUAAUUAAUGAAAAUGACCUGCUGAUGGAGCUUGAUGGAAAGUAAGAUGAUGACCAAAGUCGUUAUUGUUCUUCAUCUUAGAGCUAUGAGUAUGUGUAAAACACUUUCUGAUAAUCCAACCAGUGAUUUGUUACAUUUUUAAACGCUGACUAAAGUAUUUAACCAACCUGUCCACUUCAAUGAGACUGAACUCCCUGAUAUUUUUUUGGGAGUUUUCCUGAUUUACUCAGAUCUGUCUGGCCUUCACUGGUGAUGCAGCGUUAUGAAACACACCCCUCUGUGCGCACACACACAAAGUGACAAAACUGGUAAUGCAAAAUCUGACUGAUGGGAAUGGCUCUGAAGAAGGACCGAAGAUGACUGCACUGUUUUCCUCCAGCGUGGUUUGACAACACCUGACAGUUAUAUGGAGUGUUUGCGAUUGUAACAUUUUCACGCUGACAGUUUCCGCUCUCACCGAUGACCUCCCCUCAGCUUUGUAACCCACAAAGAAAUGUUGUUUUCACACAUUUACACUGUCUACACACCAAGUGCAUGUUUUCUACAAAAAUAAAGUCUGUUACUUACUCGA
This is a messenger RNA of Labrus mixtus (cuckoo wrasse), 7340 nucleotides long. It is a transcript of the gene dok4, whose product is annotated as docking protein 4. Gene Ontology annotation, cellular component: cytoplasm. Bases 728 to 1729 code for a protein of 333 amino acids. Lineage: Eukaryota; Metazoa; Chordata; Actinopteri; Labriformes; Labridae. The transcript has 9 exons. The record is from RefSeq and is a predicted model, not a curated record. Gene Ontology annotation, biological process: cell surface receptor protein tyrosine kinase signaling pathway; positive regulation of MAPK cascade.